This is a messenger RNA of Ostertagia ostertagi, 2346 nucleotides long. The record is from the annotation of a GenBank genome assembly. Lineage: Eukaryota; Metazoa; Nematoda; Chromadorea; Rhabditida; Trichostrongylidae.
GAGAACUUAGAGGCUGAGAACUUCCAUGGAAUUGAUGAGAUCAAUAACAGGAAAGAAAAUGUGCUCAAGCUUUGGAAUUACCUAUUCCAGCUUCUUCUUGCUCGCCGUGUCAGACUUGAGCUGUCCAUGGCGAUCCAGCGCAUAUUCCAUGAUAUGCUUCUUACAUUGGACCUUAUGGAUGAUAUUAAGGCACGUCUUCUAUCUGACGACCUUGGCGCCCAUCUUAUGGACGUGGAGGAUAUGCUUCAAAAACAUGCUUUACUCGAAUCCGAUAUUAACAUCAUUGGAGAGCGUGUGCGCAAUGCCGUUGCUCAGGCUCAGAGAUUCCGCGACCCAGAAGGUCCAGAUGGCAGUGGCUACCUGCCAGUGGAGCCAGCCGUGGUUGACGAGCGUUCAGCUAUCUUGCAGCAAAGAUAUCAAGAAUUGCUUGAUCUAGCUGCUCAGCGCAAGCGACGUCUCGAAAAUAACCGUAGACUUUGCCAGUUCUGGUGGGAUGUGGCUGAUCUUGAGAACAGCAUCAAGGAUCAGGAACGCGUACUCAGCUCCACUGAUACCGGCAAAGAUAUUGUGACGGUAUCCCAUCUUCUAGCAAAGCAUAAAAACGCGGAGAAUAAUCUCAGCGAAAUCGAACGCCAAUUGGAACAAUUGUCCAAAGAUGGUGAUCAAUUGCUGUCGGAAAAUAUUCCUGUUCUUCCAACCUCACCUGAUGACCGCUUCGAUGCGUAUCUUCUUGAUACUCUACGACUGGUUUCGAGCGAUGACGUCGGUAAGGACGAAGGCACCGUGCAGCUGCUUCUCAGAAAGCACGACGACGUAACUGAUGAGCUGAAAGGCUUCGACACGCACAUCAAACAGCUCUAUCAGAAGGCUGAAAGCGCUGCCACCGAUGCUAAGCGCUUACCAUUCGUUUUUUCACAUCUUGACGCACGUGAACAUCCGGACAUCAAAGAAAGGCUUGAUGCGACAGUCAGACGCAAGGCAGAACUCGAGGAUCUUGCGCAGCUCAGGAAGCAACGUCUUAUCGAUGCGCUUUCACUCUACAAGUUAUAUGCCGAUGCUGAUUCUGUCGAAGCCUGGAUUGAUGAGAAGGCCAAACUGUUAGCGACUCUUGUUCCUGGAAAAGACCUUGAAGAGGUUGAGAUAAUGAAACAUCGCUUCGACACGCUCGACCAGGAUAUGAAAAAUCAGGAAGCUAAGGUUGGAACAGUGAACGAACUUGCUCGCCAACUGUUGCAUGUGCAGCAUCCGAAUGCGGAUGACAUAAUGGCACGUCAAAAUAAGCUCAAUGCCCGUUGGGCUAAACUUCGCGAUAUGGUCGAUCAGAAGAAAGCUGAGCUCGAACGUGCUCACCGUCUCGAGACUUUCAGGAUCGACUGUCAGGAAACAGUUACAUGGAUUGAAGAUAAAACUCGUGUACUUGAAGACUCUGACGCUCUCACCAAUGAUCUCAGUGGUGUAAUGAAACUCCAACGAAGGCUUUCAAUGAUGGAGCGAGAUCUCGGGGCCAUCCAAGCCAAACUAGAUGCACUCCAUAAGGAAGCCGACUCAAUAGAACGAGAACGUCCUUCUGAGGCGCAAGCAAUUCGUGAAGACAUUAAACGUAUCCACCAUGUGUGGGAUAUUCUCAAUAAGAAAGUCCGCGAGCAUGAAGCGAAGCUCGACGAGGCUGGUGACUUGCAACGAUUCCUUCGUGAUUUGGACCACUUCCAAGCAUGGCUUACAGCUACACAGCGACAAGUUGCUUCGGAGGAUGAGCCACAGUCGUUAGCGGAAGCUGAGCAGCUGCUCAACCAACACGCUGCCAUUAGAGAAGAAAUUGAUGGAUAUGCUGAGGAUUACAAGAAGAUGCGCGCUAUGGGAGAUCGUGUCACCCAAGACCAGACUGAUCCACAGUACAUGUUCCUGCGCCAGCGACUUGUUGGCUUGCAAGAAGGUUGGGAAGAGCUCCAGCGUAUGUGGGAUAACCGACAACAUCUUCUCAGUCAAGGACUCAACCUACAGAUGUUCUUGCGUGACGCCAAACAGGCUGAGGUUAUGCUCUCGCAGCAGGAGAAUUACCUCACCAAAGACGAAGCUCCAAGCAGCUUAGAGCAGGCCGAGAACAUGCUCAAGAGGCACCAGGACUUCAUGACAACUAUGGACGCCAACGACGAGAAGAUUCGUGCCGUCGGAAUGUUUGGAGAUCAGCUGUGCCAAGAUGGUCAUUAUGCCGCCGAUAAGAUUCAUAAGAAGGCUCGUAAUAUCGAUGAACGUCGUGAGGCGAACCGUGAACGGGCGCAGGCGUUGCUCGCGAAAUUGAAGGAUGCACUCGCGUUGCAACAGUUCCUUUCUGACUGUGAAGAAUUG